Durio zibethinus is the source of this 480-nucleotide messenger RNA. The record is from RefSeq and is a predicted model, not a curated record. NCBI's taxonomy places the organism in Eukaryota, Viridiplantae, Streptophyta, Magnoliopsida, Malvales, Malvaceae.
AUGUAUUUUGAUGGGGCCACUAAUGCCAUAGGGCACGAGAUUGAAGCAAUUUUAAUAUCUUCACUAAAAGGUGAAUGGGAAACAAGAGAUUCAAAGCUUAUUCCUUAUCACAAAUAUAUCUUAGAGUUGUGUAAACAAUUCAAAACAAUCCAGUUUGAACACUUACCUUGUGAAGAAAAUCAAAUUGUAGAUGCCUUAGCCAUCUUAGCUGUAAUGGUACGAAUCGGUGAUACUAAUCAGCAAUACCCAGAUCAAGCAACAAAAAAUGAUAAGAGAAUCCUAAAAAGGUUGGCUAUGAUAUUCUUUCUAGACGGAGAAGUUUUGUACAAACAAGGUAAGGACCAAGUGUUAUUACGCUGUGUCAAAACUGUCUCUUUCACAACUGUGACUAGAUCUGUGAUCUACAAAUUCAUCAAAAAAGAAAUAAUCUACAAAUAUGGGCUCCCAAAAAAAUCAUCUCAGACAAUCUACAGAAAUUGA